AUGCCAUUGAAUGGACGAGAUCGAGAGUCGAGUCCAUCGUCACGAACUCGUUGCGAGAUACGCAGUGUGUUGGUGAAGCAUUGGCGAGCCAUCGAACGUGCUCGCCUUCAUACAUUCCACUUAUGGCUACUUCUCUUCUCAAUCACGCAAAUCGCCGUCAUCAAUUAUUUAUUACCAAAGAUCCUGCAAGUAUGGUUAAGGCAGGAGGAAUUCCUCGGCGCCGAUUUUCCGUCUGACAAUUACCAGCUAACCACUGUCAAAGUCUUACGGCAAUGGUCAAUCGCGUGUUUCAUAAUAGCGCUAUGCUUUGUCCUUUAUACCAUUAUUAGCUCAAUUGCAAUACGAUAUGGCGAAGAGAGUGGCAAAUGUAAUGUUGUGAUUUUUUCACUUAUACCGUCGUUACUGUUUCCGGUUUUUAUAUGGACAAUUCACUUACCUGGCUUAUUGCAGGCUGUCAGCGAGGGUAGAACACCCGGAUUGGCCGCGUUAAGCAGUGGUCUUUGUAUAACAACACUCUUUCAGUUCUUCAUAUUGCCACGUCAAAGACGUUUAUUUUUGAUAAUAUCGUUAAUAUGGAAUGCGAUGAAUUUGGUUGUGGCUACAUUUGUGGCCUAUAGUGUCAUAUCGACAAAUCUUUUGUAUAUAUACGAGUUGCUAGCAUUGUUCAUCGACCAAGCGCUGCUGUCGGUGAUCGGUAUGAUUGCCGAUGCGAGUGAGGCCGGUAAUCGCUCGGAGAUUGCGAUGCGAUUAAGCGAGGCAGUUCAACGUCGCACUCAACUUGAAACGUUGAAGGAUCGACAAGACCAGUUGCUACUCUCUGUGAUACCUGCAUAUCUCACCGAUAAGGUUAUUGUCUGA
Messenger RNA from Anisakis simplex (herring worm), 858 nucleotides. NCBI's taxonomy places the organism in Eukaryota, Metazoa, Nematoda, Chromadorea, Rhabditida, Anisakidae. The record is from the annotation of a GenBank genome assembly.